Molecule: messenger RNA, 10075 nt
Organism: Acipenser ruthenus (sterlet)
Lineage: Eukaryota; Metazoa; Chordata; Actinopteri; Acipenseriformes; Acipenseridae
Product: protein phosphatase 1 regulatory subunit 37-like
Exons: 14
Coding region: 1302-4124 (940 amino acids)
Molecular function (GO): protein binding
Source: RefSeq, a predicted model, not a curated record
UAAACAUUGAAGUUUAAAAUUCAAUUAAAUAAAAUGAGAACAUGUAGCUAAAGUUAGACGUAAGAAAUUAAUACAUCGAGGAUGCAAAAAUACAAAUACAUAUCUGAAAGAAUUGACAACAUUUUAGAUGUUUUAUUUUUUAUUAUUUCUGUAGUUGCCCAUUUUGAAGAGCAUUAUGUGUCGAAAGUGCUGAACUGAAGACGAACUCAUUAUGGCUCUCAGCUCGACGAUGACAAAUGGGCAACAAGCACUUCAGUGAAGAUAAAAACAGUCUGUAGAUUCGCGACCACUGUGGUUUGGGCAUAACAUAACGUAAGUUACGCGAAUAGUCGGCCUCUGUGAAACUGCCGUCUCAGACGUGACGCCUGCGGUAGGACUGUGUGAGAGAGCCGCUGUUUUAGUGAUCGGUAGACGUUUUGGAUUUUUUUGGCUGGCAGAGGAGAGCAGCGAGUCGAGGAUUUAACAAUACAUUUUAUCAGAUGUUCAUUUAAAAGGGUGUUGGACGGGAUGCGAGCUACCCAACUUGGAAGCGUACCCCGCAUCCGAUUACCAAGGUGGGUCUGAAGACCAAAGGAAGAGAAAACAUGCGAAGGGGUAGACUCGUAAUAAUCUGCAAGAAACCGUGACAUUUAAAAUAAAUUGGCAUCGUUGAUUAGGUGGUGCAAUAGGGUAGGAACUCGGAAAAUUAAAAUGAGUAACAUGGAAGAAAUAAUGAUACCAACUUGAUGUCUCUGUUAAACACGAACCUGGGCUGUCUGUCUACAGCAGUAUAGUGGUAUUAUUAUUAUUAUUAUUAUUAUUAUUGACAGUUAUUGAACGUGAAGCUAAAAAUAAACACGUAAACAUCGUAAUUAACUCCACACUGGGGUACGUGGCAUUGUUUUAUUAUUAUAGAUAUAUUUUAAUACAAAUACGACGCAGUUUUGGUAAGUUCCUUUAUAAAUGUAAUUAUUAAUAAAACAGACAAACAAACAAAAAUACUUUAUCUAAUAAACUUACAAGAUAAUGACAUAACAACAACAAGUUUGUCCUAUGAAAAAUGUAAACGACUAUUGCACCUAGCUGUGGAAUGGUUUAAGUCUGUACUCGGAUUGCAGAACGAUAAGAUUUAUUUAGGAAACACACACACACACACACACACACAAAAACUCAACCAAGAAAGGUAAGGAAGAGCAAAGGCAAAGAGACCUGACAGUCACACCAUAUCUAUUUUGUUGUAAGGUCAAUUCAAAUUCCUAAUAUUAAGAGCAUAUGUAUAUACAAUUGAUUUGAGCUCAUGACAGUGAGCUAGAAAUGAGAAAAUGAACAGAGACGAGCAACACACUGGCACAGAAUUGAGCAGUACCAAAGAAAAGAAACAUGUUGAACUAGCUGAGAGAGUCGGAAUUUGCCCACGGAAUAGUCAGCAGCUGAUGGCUGGCGAGAUGGUGGAAUUUCACAUUGGAGGGGAGGAUGGGUCAGUGGGAGAGAUGGGAGGCUGUGAACUGGAAAAGGCUGCAGAAUCAGCCCCCGUCCACGAACAGGAGCUUGGAGACAGAGGGGAGGUUAAUGGGGGUACUAAAACAGAGUCACCCUGCAUAACUGAUUCAAACGCAGAUCACAAGCCACAGGAUCAGAGAAACAGCCUGGAGAAUGCUAAUUGUGGUCAAAGAGUUGUGGACUCAGGGUUGGAACACACUGAGAAGGAUGCAGCGGCAUGUUUGGAUUUAACUUUGCAAACAUCGGUCUCUACAUUGGAGUUCAGUCCAGAGCAGAGUGACAGACUUCAGACUGUGCAGGAAUCUGUUCCGAUACUGGCUGCAGAUUGCUCGGCAGAUUUGGGAGUCCCUGUAAUGAACACUGAUGUAAAGGAGGUCACCCCCAAUCAAGGAGGGGGUCCGGUUUCACCGCCUUCUCCUCCUGAGGACAGUGAGCAUCUCAAACCUGGAGGGAAGAGGGUCACUUUUCCUUGCGAUGAGGACAUUAUAUCGGGGGCUGUGGAGCCCAAAGAUCCCUGGAGGCAUGCUCAAAAUGCGACAGUGGAUGAGAUCAUCACAGCUUACAAACUUGCCUGCCAGAAACUAAACUGUAAGCCUAUCCAGAAACUACUGAAGCAAAUACAGGAAAUCAAAGACCUGACCCAGAGGACAGACUGCCUUGAUCUGAAAGGUGAAAAGCUAGACUACAAGUCAUGUGAUGCACUGGAAGAGGUCUUCAAGAGGGUGCAGUUUAAAGUCGUUGAUCUGGAGCAAACAAACUUGGACGAAGAUGGAGCCUCGGCCCUGAUUGAUAUGAUUGAAUACUAUGAGUCGGCAACUCACCUGAACAUCUCAUUCAACAAACACAUCGGCACGCGGGGCUGGCAGGCCGCUGCACACAUGAUAAGGAAGACAAACUGCCUUCAGUAUCUGGAUGCGAGGAACACUCCGCUGUUGGACCACUCUGCCCCCUUCGUGGCGCGGGCCCUGCGCAUCAGCAGCAGUCUGGGGGUGCUGCACCUGGAGAAUGCUGGCCUGUCGGGGCGCCCCCUCAUGCUACUGGCCACGGCUCUGAAGAUGAACAUGAACUUGAGAGAGCUGUACCUGGCAGAUAACAAGCUCAACGGACUGCAGGACUCUGCCCAGCUGGGGAACCUGCUGAAAUUCAACUGCUAUAUCCAGAUCCUGGACCUGCGGAACAACCACAUCCAGGACUCGGGCCUGGCGUACCUCUGUGAGGGCCUGAAGGAGCAGAGGAAGGGCUUGGUGACUCUGGUUUUGUGGAAUAACCAGCUGACGCACAACGGCAUGGCAUACCUGGCAGCGGCACUGCCAUGCACCCAGAGCCUGGAGACGGUGAAUCUAGGACACAACAGCAUUGGGAACGAGGGGGUCCACAAGCUGAAGGACGGGCUCAUUGCAAACCGCUCAGUCCUGCGUCUGGGCCUGGCCUCCACAAAACUGUCCUGUGAAGGGUCAGUAGCGGUGGCAGAGUUCAUUGCUGAGAGCCCACGUCUACUGCGACUGGACCUCCGUGAGAAUGAGAUCAAAACCGGCGGCCUCAUGGCUCUCUCCCUCGCCCUGAAGGUCAACACAUCCCUGCUGAGACUGGACCUGGACCGGGAGCCCAAGAGAGAGACUGUGAAAAGUUUCCUCGAGACCCAGCGAGCCCUGCUCUCGGAAAUCCAAAACGGCUGCAAACGCAACUUUAUCCUGGCCAAAGAGACGGAGGAGACAGAGCAGAAGAUGCACCAAUCUGCCUCCAUGCCCGAGAUCACCAUGGCACUGCCACAGACUGAGGAAGAAGUGGCAGCCGAGGAGAGCGGGCAGGGGGAGGGAGGGGGUACCGGCGAAGGAGGAGCCGGCGAACCACCAGCACACAAAGAACAGGAGGAGAACAGAGAAGGAGCAGCAACUUCCAACAACCCGGAGCAGGAAUCCGACUCAGAUACUGAUGAUGAUGAAGUGGAGGGGCCCGCACAGGCUCCCGUCGCUGUGGAGAAGGUGGCUCCUCCUCCUCCUCCCCCCCCCUGCCACCCUGAACCCAAAGCAGCUGUGGGGGUGGAGUCCCCUAGUGGUUCUGGAGACGCUGCACCUCCCUCUCGUUUAGAAGAUAAACCCGUGCCAGAGAUCACCCUGUCUGACUCCACUGCCACCCUCGGCUCCCCCACCCACAGCAACGAGAGACACAUUUCUGUCUCCAGCCCAGGCCGGGGCCGUAAAAUCUUCGUAGUGACCCGUGUGGAAAGCCCCCCCGAGCAGCCUCUGCAGGCGGUGGGGAAAGCACAGACCACGCCUUUGCCAAGCCAGCCGGCGACUCCAAUCCCAGGGAAAGAAGACGGGCAGGCCAGCCUGGCCGCGGAGGCAGGUCCACUAAAGGACUCUGGAUCGGAUAAGCCUGCCCCUGGUGUUACUGACAGCCCUCUGCCACAUACCCCCUCCAAAGCAGAGGUCAGGGAGGGGGGGCUGUGUGCUGCGGCUGCUGGGGGCACCUUGCCCAACGGACUCAAAGCAGAGUUCGCCCAAAUCCUGCCUGAAUCCUCCGGGACUCCUGAGGCCAAAGGGGUGAGCUACCCUGCUGAGGAUGAGCUGAACUGUUCGGAUGAGAAGGAGUUGAAGGAGCUGCUGCUGGAAGCGAGCCUGGAGACUGGGAGAGAAGCACUUUGACACGGCCACGGGGUCCUUAACUCGGCGGAUUGACAACUGCAGGCCGUCCCUGGAACUCGCCUGCUUGGCUGCUUUUUCUUUUUUUUUUUUAACUUUUGUUUAAUUCGUCCUCAAGAAAAACUGAAGUGCAAAAAAAAAAGAAAAAAAAAGUCACCCCAUUCUACUUUAACAAAAUAAAGAAAUCAAUAAAAUCUAAAGAAAUCCCCCUACAUUCCAUCUGCUGCAAGGAAGGUGCUCCUGGGUAACAGUGUUCUUGCAGAAGGCGAACAAAAGAAACAGGAUUCUGUGUGGACAGAUGUAUGUAUUCCUGCUUAACUCACCACAAAACUGCUCAUGUGAAAACUUGCUCCCCCUCCUCCAGAGUUUGGAGUACUUCAAGUGCAUUGGGGAGUUUCGUCUUUGGUCUUGAAGAAUACUUAGGAGGGAUUUUUUCACUUUCUGUAUCGGCAUCACCAGUCACUACUUUUGGAAGCUUGGAAUAGCUGCAUCACAUAUCCUGAUGCCCAGCUUUUCUUUGUCCUAAAACAAUGGCAUGGUGUUCUCUAUUCUUGUUGCAGUCUUCCAUUGUAAAUGGGACCCACUCCCCUGGCUCACACAGACAAGCGCUGCCUUCAACCAACAGACCCACUUGGCUGUUUCAGAGAUCAAAGAUAUUUUCUUAUUUAUUUUAUAGCUUUCUGUCCAUUGAGUAUAUAGAUUUAAUCCAGAGUUUAUUAACAAGAUGUUUUUCAGGGGAAAUAGAGGUGGUGGGAGGGAGGGACUGAAAAACUCUUUCAAUCUCCUUUUCUUGAUUUUUUUCCAAAGUUCCUCCAGCUAAAAGAUGUAGUCCAAAGGCCUGCUAUUGAAUUUGUAUGUUUCUCUUUUUUUUAAGUUUCUUUCGGAUGGUUUGCACCGUGUUGUGCAGGAACGUCUGUUUGAUUAUUUGAUGAGCAUUUUUAACCAGAAAUGGAGAAUGUCAACAAGACAACGUUUUUCUGUCCAUGUAGGGCAAAUGUAUACUCCCGCACUUCAAUUGCUUCAACUGGAACUGUAGAAAAUGAGGGUCUGUAAGACAAGGGACAGCCAAAAACUAAACAUGUACUGUGGAAGUUUGGACUAUAAUGGAGGCUUGGUGGUCCAGUGGUUAAAGAAAAGGACUUGAGACCUGGAGGUUCCUGGUUCAAAUCCCAGCUCAGCUACUGACUCACUACGUGUGACCCUGAGCAAGUCACCUAACUGCCAUGUAAAACCUAAUGUAAGUGACUCUGCAGCAGCAGUUGUGAUGCAUAGUCCACCAUCCCCCCUAGUCUCUGUAAGUCUCUUUGGAUAAAAGCGUCUGCUAAAUGACAAAUUCAUAAUUAAUAAUAAUAGUAACCACCAUUUGCAGAAAUGUGUCCAUUGCCAAAUUCUUGUUUUUUUCACUGUAUAUCAAGUCCUGCAGUGUGUAAGCUCAUGUUUCCUACUUUGCAUCCAUUUUGUGAGCUUCGUAUUUACACAGCAUCAUCUUGUACAAUGUACGGUAUGUCGCAGUGCUAAGCAUCAUACUGGUGACUGCUUCUAUUUUUUUUAUUUUAUUUUUUUUUAUUUUUUUUAUUUUAAGCGCCAUCUUAAAUGCCUUCAGUCUUCAUGUUGUUUAGCAUUAGGAAAUACAGUACCUUAGAAAAGAUAAAGCUGGCAUUACAAAAUAGAGAAAAUUUAGCAAAAUUGCACAGGUGAGUCUACACUGGAUUCAGUACACAUGGGGGGGAAAACAAGAAUGUGGCAAUAGACCUCAAAUGUUUUUCAUCUUUGACCAUACCCUUUCCACGCUACCCAAGUUAUGCACCAUAAUCAUGUGUUGAAAUCAUGAAUAUGAUGUCAUAGUCAGGUGGUUUCAAUGUGUGUUAAUCACACAUUAUUGAAGCAGUGUGGAUCGGGUAUAAAUUAAGGGAUAAUGGCAUUGCUGUGGCAUGUUAUGUGAUAGUAAUGGAACUCCUUAUGGAAGUCAGUAAAGCUCAAGAUUGGAGAUUGACGACAUUAUUUGCAUGAAGGAGUUCCAUUAUUUGCAUGAAGGAGUUCCAUUAUUUGCAUGAGGGAGUUCCAUUAUUGCAGAGGAACAUGCCACAGCAAUGCCAUUAUGACUGUUUUAUACUAGAACUUUUUUUUAAGUUAUUUUUGCAGGGCUCAGCAUUGGUGUGAAGUGAUUCAUCAGCGAGCGAUUGGUUUUAGAACAGGUUUCUUUAGUUAGGGUUGUCUCUCAGCCUUGCUUUAUUUGCUGUUCCAUUACUGAGUAAUGGUUGACCUACAGUACGUAGAAAACAACAGGCGUGCAGUUGUGUGUAAUGUUAGUUUUGCACCAGAUGUAAGCACUGUAAGUAGUAAUGCUUUAACUUGUAAAUUAUCUGAAUGUUGGACUAUUGAAGUUUUAGUGCUGUGCAGCUUUUAGGCAUUAAAUACUGAAAUACAACCCAGAUAAAAAACAGUUGUGAAAACUGGAGAGUGGAACAGUUCAGUCAAAGGGAGGGACGAAAGAUAUGGUACAUAUCCAGAUAAACAUGUUCUAAAAGGUGCCUAUGCUUAGGACCCUUAGUUAGGAUGACGUGAUUGAUUCACAAACUCUGGAGGAGAGCAGGUUCAGUAAAUUCAGUUGUAUAUAUGUAGAUAUUUGUGGGCUAAAACAUUGCCUUCAUAGAAUGCUUUUCAAAACCUCGCAAUAAUGGAUUCUCAUCAAUCCUGCAAACUAGAUGCUUUAAAAGAGUUAGGGGGGGGGGGGGGGGGAGUUUGGAGAUGAUCAGGGUUUCAGUUCAUCGGUUAUUUUCUAACCAAAAAAAAUACCAUUUCUUUGUAAGUUUUCUUUUAAACUAGCUCAACUGGGGGUGGUGAGUCAGGGAAGGGAAAAAAAAGAAUGUAUGGCAGAAAUGAAGGAUGCAAGGUGGCUUUCAUGCAUACAAGCUUUGAAAUCUGGGUCGCUGGUUCGACUCCAGCGAGGUCUGUUUAGAGGCGUGCAGAAAAAUGAGAUUUCGCUUUGAGAGAAAGAUUAUGGCUUGACAGUUAUGGUAAAUAAUAAUAAUAUCUUAAAGGGGAGUAGUUUUAGCCACACUUGCCUAUAAUUUCCUCUAUGGGCAAAUUGUAGUCCCUCUCCAUAUUCAUUUUAGAAAUAAAAAGAAAUGAUAAAAUAAAUGAUAAAGCAAUUGAUAAAGCGUGAAAGAUCUCUUCAUGGUCCCAAUAAGAGGAAUGUGUUCAUGUAUUUGACUCCAUAAUAAAUGUAGGACCUCGACAAUCUGCUCACUAUGGAAACCCAAUGUGUUUUCUGCACAUCUUGCAGUAGAAAGCCAGUUGCAUCUGAUGGUUGUUGAAUAGAAGGGGGAAGUAUGGUACAUUGUGCCCAGUUCCUGCUGAAUGGACAGUUGACCAUCACAAUAUUGACCAUCAAUCACAACAUGCACUACUAUUUGUUCCCAACACACACUAAACCAGUGGUCUCGGCCACGUGCGAAAGAAUCUCCUGCGAUUCUGUGCCCACACACUCUUGACUGUUCUGGGAGAUCUGUCAAAUAGAAAUCGCUUGGAAAGCCCAAACUGUGCCUGUGAUGUGUAGUAGCUACAGAGUUAAGAGAUUCUAGUUAAUGAAAUAAUUCCUCAGGUUUUACCUGCAGUGCACAUUUGCAUGUGGAGUUUUGAAAGAAGCACCUGUUACAACACGCAUGUAUUUUCAUUAAAAUGCAAUCUGGUACCAUACUGAGAAAGCUCUCUGUUUCCAUGCUUUAGUUCAGGUAGUCUGUUACUCUUGCACCUCCUAGGUCACUUCAGCUCCAGAGUAUGUCAUCUGUUGUAAAAGCAUGUCUGUCAUUAGGGGAAGCAGGUGAUUGGUUGUUGGAAGGGGUGCAUUUCGGACAACAGGUGACAAGUGCAACAGACUACAGCUAUGGACAAAAGUUUUGUAUCGCCCUAUAAAAUGUAACUCAUUUUGCUUCAUAAAGUCGAAUGAAACCUGCUGAAUAAUGUUAUGUGAACAUAUUGAAUUACAUACCGCUCCGUAGUUUUCCAUAUAAUUAACAGAAAUGUGACAUUUCAAAAAUCUAAUCUAUCAAAUACUGUACUGCUAUUAUGGCUCCCAGUAGACUUUUGCAAUAUCGUUUUGUAGUUUUCUUUGAUUACAUGAUGUUCAUACAGUUUUAUUUUAUUUUGUUAAUUGUCUCAAUCCUAAAAUUCUAGGUGAUGCAAAACUUUUGGCCAGAGCUGUACAUAACGUAAAAAUAGUUGCCAGGUAUCGUGUUUUUUUUUUUUGUUUUUUUUAUGGAAGUACAUUUUUGUUCUAACAUCUUGCAUCUUUCAAAACUGCACAUUAGAGACAAACUGGACAUGUCUUCAAUGACAACAAUGAUUGAAGUCUUGCAGUGUAAACAUGUGUCAUUGAAUUUACAGUGUCUAACUAUUUCUAAAAUGACCAAUGUUGAGUAUUUUUAGUAUUAACUAGAGUAUCUGUUAAUUAACUAGUUAAAAUCUGCAAUUCCGUAGUGUCGGGAUAAUCCGAAGACUGACAGACUAGAGAUGACUUUGCAAAAGGUGGCCUGCUGUGAAAUUUAAAUGUAUUUCAAAGAUUUUUUGGCACUAAAUCGUAACUUUAAUUCUUGCUGAACCUGAAUAAUUAGAUUGACAGCCUUUUGUUUUUGUGUAGAGAGAAACAAAUAUAUUGAUCUAUUAUAGAUUUCUUCUUUUUUUUUUUAAAAAUUAAGUGCAAUAAGAUUUUCAGGGAGUUUGCUGCAUGUAAAUCAAGUCUGGAGAUGGGGAGGUGGGGCUAUUAAAACGAAUCAGAACGAUGUGUAGUAUUGUGUUAAACACUAUGGGCACUGUUUAAUUGAUCUAAACGAUGACUGGUCUAAAUACAUCUGUAGUUGUCACUUUUUAGACCCCUCUCAAACAGAAAUGUACAUGCAAACUCCUGGUUUUCAUAACCUUGCUCAGGGGUGGUGUUCAGAUCACAGAUUAGGUCCAUUAAAUAGACCCCGAUAUCCAAUUUUGUUGAACUGUUAAUUGUCUCUCUGUAUUGUUAGGAUUAUUUUUCUUUGCAGACUUUUUCUUGUGUGUUAUUGUAUCCGAGCUCUGUUCAGUAUCCUGUGUCUGUCUGGUACCUAAAAGCAGUAAUAGACUUGCUUUUAAAAACUGCUGUUUAAUAUUGCACACAUCCUGCAUUUUUUUCUAAUGUAUUAUCUCUGCAUACAGAAUAGAUUCAGAAGCUCAAAAUCGUAUGUGUUUCUGGAGCACAGAUUCUGUGACACAGCCUGAAAGUAAUCUUUUUUACAUUUGUACAUGUGUCUACCUAGUUUAAAUCAAGUUCAUCACAGUUAAAGAAGGUUAGUCACUUUUAUAUAUGAUCUCAUUCAUUCUGAUUGAUUUUGCCACCUCGGUCUAAUUAUUGUGAACAGUGACAUUAAACAGCAAGAAUCGAAAGUGGUUCAAAAUAAGUUUUCUUUUGAUACAAUUCUCUAUUUCUUUAUUCUUUAUAAUCCCAAACCCAAUUCAAAAUGCAAUGUAUAACUUGUACUGAAGUGUUUCAGCUGGUUUCUUCAGCAGCAUACAGUGUUGAAGGCAACAGCAGAAACAAGUCUGCUUGAUUUAAUAGUUUUGCCUACAUUCUGCUUUUUAAUCAAACUGUGGGUGACACGCCCCUGAAACACAAAAUGUGUGUUAAUUAGUAUUUGCCUUUAUUUGACAUUGACACUGUUGUACCCUGAACUUCUGCUACUGUUUUUGGGUACCAGCAGACCAUCUCAGACUUUCAGAGUACAUGUGGAUUCCUCCUUCAGUCCCAGCACUUGGAUUAAUAAUUAGAUUUAAGAGAAAGUUUAAUAUAUUUGUGUUCUGUUUAUUAGAAGUGGCUUUUACUGGACCAGUACCUGCUUUGUUAUGAAUCUAGAAACAGAACUGUGUGUUUUACUGCAUUUCUGGGUUUCUUGUAUAAUCUCGGUUGAAAUAAAGGGUUUCCUAAUUUC